Messenger RNA from Elephantulus edwardii (Cape elephant shrew), 2779 nucleotides. It is a transcript of the gene PDE4A, whose product is annotated as phosphodiesterase 4A, cAMP-specific. NCBI's taxonomy places the organism in Eukaryota, Metazoa, Chordata, Mammalia, Macroscelidea, Macroscelididae. Bases 104 to 2779 code for a protein of 891 amino acids. The record is from RefSeq and is a predicted model, not a curated record. Gene Ontology annotation, biological process: signal transduction. Gene Ontology annotation, cellular component: nucleus; cytosol; perinuclear region of cytoplasm. The transcript is spliced from 15 exons. Gene Ontology annotation, molecular function: 3',5'-cyclic-AMP phosphodiesterase activity.
GCGCACCCGCGGGGCGCCAAACGCGUCGGUUCACGAGCCGUUGAGUGGGGUGCCGCUUGGAGAGGCCGGAGGAGCCCCCGGGGCGCAGGUGGGGGCCGGCGCCAUGGAGCCUCCGGCCGCCCCUUCGGAGAGGAGCCUGUCUCUGUCCCUGCCCGGGCCCCGGGAGGGCCAGGCCACCCUGAAGCCGCCCCCCCAGCACCUGUGGCGGCAGCCGCGGACCCCUAUACGGAUCCAGCAGCGCGGCUACUCGGACAGCGCAGAGCGCGCGGAGCCCGAACGGCCGCCGCACCGGCCCAUCGAGCGAGCGGACGCCGUGGACACCAGCGACCGGCCCGGCCUGCGCACGUCUCGCAUGUCCUGGCCCUCGUCCUUCCACGGCAGCAGCAGCGGCGGCGGCGCGGGUGGAGGCAGCUGCAGGCGCUUCGAGGCAGCAGAGAAUGGCCCCACGCCUUCGCCCGGCCGCAGCCCCCUGGACUCGCAGGCGAGCCCAGGCCUCGUGCUGCACGCUGGGGGGGCUUCCAGCCAGCGCCGCGAGUCCUUCCUCUACCGCUCGGACAGCGACUAUGACAUGUCGCCCAAGACCAUGUCCCGGAACUCGUCGGUCACCAGCGAGGCGCACGCUGAAGACCUCAUCGUUACGCCCUUUGCCCAGGUGCUGGCCAGUCUCCGGAGUGUUCGCAGCAACUUCUCACUCCUGACCAAUGUGCCCAUUCCCAGCAACAAGCGGUCACCGCUGGGCGGCCCACCCCCCACCUGCAAGGCCACACUGUCAGAGGAGACAUGUCAGCAGUUGGCCCGGGAGACGCUGGAGGAGCUGGACUGGUGUCUGGAGCAGCUGGAGACCAUGCAGACAUACCGCUCAGUCAGCGAGAUGGCCUCGCACAAGUUCAAGAGGAUGUUAAACCGUGAGCUCACACACCUGUCAGAGAUGAGCAGGUCUGGCAACCAGGUCUCUGAGUACAUCUCUACGACGUUCCUGGACAAACAGAACGAAGUAGAGAUCCCAUCACCCACGAUGAAGGAGCGGGACCAGCCUGCGACGCCCUGGCAGCGGCGGCCCCCCCAGCAGCCACCACCCCCUGUACCCCACUUGCAGCCCAUGUCUCAGAUCACGGGUGUCAAAAAACUGACGCAUGGCAGCAGCCUUGACAACGCCAGCAUCCCCCGUUUUGGGGUGAAGACUGAUCAAGAGGAGCUCUUGGCCCAAGAACUCGAGAACCUGAACAAGUGGGGCCUGAACAUCUUCUGCGUGUCGGACUACGCGGGAGGCCGCUCCCUCAGCUGUAUCAUGUACACGAUAUUUCAGGAGCGGGACCUGCUGAAGAAGUUCCGCAUCCCGGUGGACACCAUGGUGACGUACAUGCUGACGCUGGAAGACCACUACCACGCGGAUGUGGCUUACCACAACAGCCUGCACGCCGCUGAUGUCCUGCAGUCCACCCACGUGCUUCUGGCUACACCCGCCCUGGACGCUGUGUUCACGGACCUGGAGAUCCUCGCCGCCCUCUUCGCGGCCGCCAUCCACGACGUGGACCACCCAGGGGUCUCCAACCAGUUCCUCAUCAACACCAAUUCGGAGCUGGCGCUCAUGUACAACGACGAGUCGGUGCUCGAGAACCACCACCUGGCCGUGGGCUUCAAGCUGCUGCAGGACGACAACUGCGACAUCUUCCAGAACCUCACCAAGCGCCAGCGGCAGAGUCUGCGCAAGAUGGUCAUCGACAUGGUGCUGGCAACCGAUAUGUCCAAGCACAUGACCCUCCUGGCUGACUUGAAAACGAUGGUGGAGACCAAGAAAGUGACCAGCUCGGGGGUCCUCCUUCUGGACAACUACUCCGACCGAAUUCAGGUCCUCCGGAACAUGGUGCACUGCGCCGACCUCAGCAACCCCACCAAGCCGCUGGAGCUGUACCGCCAGUGGACUGACCGCAUCAUGGCCGAGUUCUUCCAGCAGGGGGACUGGGAGCGGGAGCGGGGCAUGGAGAUCAGCCCCAUGUGCGACAAGCACACGGCCUCCGUGGAGAAGUCUCAGGUGGGCUUCAUCGACUACAUCGUGCACCCGCUGUGGGAGACGUGGGCCGACCUGGUCCACCCCGAUGCCCAGGACAUCCUGGAUACGCUGGAGGACAACCGGGACUGGUACUACAGUGCCAUCCGGCAGAGCCCUUCCCCACCGCCCGAGGAGGAGCCUGGGGGGCCAGGCCACUUCCCCCCACCUGACAAGUUCCAGUUUGAGCUGACUCUGGAGGAGGAAGAGGAAGAGGAGGUGAUCACAGCUCAGUUAACAGCCACGGCCCCAGAUGCAUUCACAGUGCAAGAACUGUCGUUAGCCCGGAAGGUGCCCACCGCGGCUGAAGACCCUUCUGCCAAGGUCCUGGACGCUGCUGCCCCAGCUGAAGACCCCGUGGAAGUCAAGGGCCAGGAUGUCUGCACAGAGGUAGAGGAGAGGUACUCAACACAGCCAGCAGACACGGUCAGGAUGGGGUCUGUGGGGCAGGGGCAGGACCAGUCUCUGUCCCAGGACACGUCCAUGGUUCCGGAUGCCAUAAGCCACAGCAUCUCCCCGGCCCUGUCCCCUGAGAGGCCCUCUCUGCCUGCCUUGAGGACCCCACUACCGGGCCUCCUGGGCCUCCCCUCCACACCAGCCGAGGUGGGGACCGAAAGGGAACAGCAGCAGGAUGCCAGGAGAGUGGGCAGUGCGCGCACGGGCACAGGUGACCAGGACCCAGCCACAUCUCUGGCUCCCAGCAGAUGGGGGCCAGGUUCUGGCCCCACCUGA